AUGGGUAGUAGCUCUGAUGACCCCAACAGUAAUAGCAACAACAUCAACACCAAAGCCAUUGAUGCGUCUGUGGGUGCUUUAGUUUGGGUCCGCCGUAGAAAUGGGUCAUGGUGGCCAGGUCGGAUUGUGGGUCUUGAUGAGAUUUCUGAGGGUAGUUUGGUCUCGCCAAGAUCAGGCACUCCUGUUAAACUUCUUGGACGCGAGGAUGCCAGUGUGGACUGGUAUAAUCUCGAAAAAUCAAAGAGGGUGAAGGCAUUUCGAUGUGGGGAAUAUGAUGAAUGCAUUGAAAAGGCAAAGGCUUCCGCAGCAAAUGGUAAUAAGAGAGCGGUGAAAUAUGCUCGGAGGGAAGAUGCCAUUCUCCAUGCCUUAGAGAUUGAGAAUUCUCGCCUAGGCAAGAAUCAGUUGGACUUCUUCUCAAGAAGUGAAAAUUUGGGUGAAGAGCAUGGUAGUUCAGCCAAAGAAUCAAGCAUGUCGUUUUCUGGAAAAGAAGAUGGUGAUACGACUGUUGAGGAUAGUAAUUCUGAAGAUAAUUCAGAUGCCAAUGCAGAUUCAGAUUCUAGUUUGGGUUCUGAUUCAGGGUCAGAUUUAGAUUUAGUGCGAGAGUUAUCACAGUCUGGUACAUCUUCUGAAGAGCCAAAUCAUCUUGGUGCUUGUAAGGUGCAAUCUUUGCCUGGAAAGAGAAGAAGAACUCCAAAUGAUUCUGAGGAUGAUGGAACAGAAGGAAUUAAGCGUAUGAGAGGACUUGAGGAUCUUGGAAUUGGUGUAGGAGAUUCAAACACUGGGAAUUGUAUGCCUAAUGGCAGUUCUGUAUUUGGUAGCAAAGGUUAUAACUCGUUGCUGAAAAGAAAAAGGUCUCAAGUAGCAAAUGUUAAUGAGCUCUUGAAAAGAAAAAAUCGUCGCCGACCACUGACAAAAGUUUUAGAGAGUACGGCCAUGGUGUGUGUUCCAGUUAUUUGUAACCAGCUUCCCAGUUCAAGUAACUCGCCUCUUCCUGGAUUAUCUGACAGUAAGAUAUCUGGAAUAGAAUCCAAUGAGUCUAGAAAAGACUGUUCUGUUGGAAUUAAUAACCACUCAGACAGCACUGGAGUUUCUUGUGAGAAUGGUGGCUCAUUAAAGCCUUCUGAACAUGCUUAUGAUGCUCCCCUCAUUAAUCACAAGUUGAAGAAGGAAAAAGAUAUUUCCAGCAUAUCUGGGCUAACUGAGAAAGAUUCUGCUGACAGGUUAUUUGAUGUACCGUUUGUUGGGGAGGAAAAGCACUCUACAGGAAUUUCUCCUGUAAUUGUGUCCUGUUCAUCUGGAAGGCAGCAAAUUAGUGGAUGGGGGAGGCAAUCUAGUCAAAGUAGUCAAGCAGAAGCUGUAUUAGUGAAAAAAGAAGCUUGUAAUGAAUCUGAUUCCACUAGUCUGGCAGCCAACUGUGUUUAUAAUAAUAUCAGCCAGAGGAUAGAGAAAGGUACCUCAAAGUGGCAGUUAAAAGGAAAGAGGAAUUCAAGACAUACAAGUAAAAAUAGAAAGCAAGACUCGAGAAAAGAAGUGGACAUGGAUGAUGAACCCAAUGCUUACUUGGCAGGUACGGAGCAUUUGGAUGGAUUUCGUCAGGGUCCUGAUCAGAAAGUUGAUUGUGGUGGAGGUAAACCCCAACCAUUUUCUGAAGAUCAUGUGGAUGCAGUUCGGGACUGGAGCAAGUCUUUUCCUCAGGGGGGUCUUAAUAUGAGGGGAGCAACGGGGGAGAUGCCUGUGCCUCAAAGGUCACUUCCCUAUCGUCAUUCACGCUUCACAGUUAAUUCCAGAUAUCAGACAUCAGAUUUUCCUGGCAGAAAUUUCUCCUCAGGUUCAAAACUAUUUAAUGUUGACAUCAAGGUUCAACGCAACUACCGGCAGCAGCAUGUUCCAUUGGUUUCCCUAAUGAGUAAACUGAAUUGUAAAGCCAUUGUUGGGCACCCUUUAACAAUUGAGAAUUUAGAGGAUGGCUAUUCGGAUCUUAUGCUUGGUAGCAAUGAAGGGGAUACAACUCAUGUUACGGAAGGGGAAAUUCCCAAGCUGGGUUAUGCAGCUAUGCCAAAUUUAGAAGCUGGUAGAAUACCUGCCAGGCAUAUGACAAUGAAACCACGAUCUUCAUCAAGUAAAGCACACAAAUUAAGGAAAAGUGGGCUGUUGUCCAAAAAGAUUCGGAAACUGUCUUCAUUGACUGGAAAAAAGGUAGAAGAUAGGAAACCAGUGGUGGAGAAGCCCAAGGGUCCUGUUAUAGCUUGUAUCCCCCUCAAAUUAGUGUUCAGUAGGAUAAAUGAGGCAGUGAAUGGUUCAGCAAGGCAAACACACCGUGCCUUAACAUCAAGCAACUCGUGA
Messenger RNA from Dovyalis caffra, 2343 nucleotides. The record is from the annotation of a GenBank genome assembly. NCBI's taxonomy places the organism in Eukaryota, Viridiplantae, Streptophyta, Magnoliopsida, Malpighiales, Salicaceae.